AUGAAAGUAACCGAUAACAUUUGGAUAUUAGUGAAGUCGCAGUGCGAUUUUAAAACACCCAAUGUUUCUUUGAUUUCAAAAGACCAAAGUACAUGCUUUGCUGGUUACACAACCGCAUAUUCUUGUAAAUGUUGCCAAACGUAUUACGAAGAGCUUGACGAUCUUUUAGAUCAUAUGAUACAACAGCAUGUACCCAGGGAGCAUCUUGCAAAUGCAGCUAGUUUUAAAGGCUUAAAUGAUGAAGAAAAGUUGACACUAUCUACUGGUACCAUUGUAGAAGAUAUCCUUUAUGAGUUUAUUAAACGAUAUAUUGUAGACCAUCCGACAUGUUCAAUGAUCCUUGAUUUAAAAGAUAUGACCUAUGCAAACAAAGGGCUAUUUACCAUUAAAGAAAUCGAUGAAAUGAAGAAACAAGCACCAAUGACUAUAACAUCAAGAAUUCCACAAGAUCUUUGUGACUACAUUGAGCACUUCAACUGUGAUAAUAUAAAAGAUCUACGAAGGCGUCUUGCUGAUAUCCAGGAUUGGGAAAAAGAAGAAUACGAUGUGAACAAAUACCAUGAUCUUGACUGGAUUAAGCAUACUAUUCGCUCUUCUACUAGACUCUACCAAUCAGGCAAAUGA
Messenger RNA from Mucor mucedo, 624 nucleotides. RefSeq lists its product as uncharacterized. Bases 1 to 624 code for a protein of 207 amino acids. The transcript has 5 exons. NCBI's taxonomy places the organism in Eukaryota, Fungi, Mucoromycota, Mucoromycetes, Mucorales, Mucoraceae. The record is from RefSeq and is a predicted model, not a curated record.